GAGAGAGACGGGCGAGUCGACCGGCCGCCGCCGCGCCGCGCGGACCUGCUCCCGAGAACCAGUCGGCGAAGGAGGGUGGACAGUGGACAGUGGACGGUGGACAUUGGACAUUGGACAGUGGACGGUGGAUCAUAGACGGUGGACAGUGUAUAGUGCGCUCUUUGGUGUGAGCACGGUGGACCUUACGUGGAGCAGGAGCACAACACCGGCAUAGCUCCUCUCGUACCACCGCAGUCUCCACCAGAACGGCGUCAAACCGCGAUCACUGCUUCCUCUCAGCCGCCGGUCCUCAGCGAUCAUGGCGGCCAGAAACGCGCGCCCGCACCCUCCCUAUGAGGAGAUAGAGGAGGGUCCGUACUCGAGCCGACCCCGGCGCGGGGCCGAGGGGCGAGAGGAGCAAACCUACGACUUUCUGCCCAUACACCGUCCAGGAAACGGCAAAAGGAACGGUACUAACGAGAUGGUGAGCCGCCGGAGGAUCCUGAGCCGAUCGCGGGACGACCUGAACCUGGAGGCCGCCUACCAGGAGGAGGAGGAUGACGUGUGGUACAAGAAGGAGAAGCUCUACAGCGACCACAUCAGGGAAGUGCUCGCCAAAUGGGACUCGAUCGAUGACGAGAUCUGGGCCAAGAUCAUCGUGUUCGAGCGCAACCGGCGCGUGGCCAAGGCAUACGCGCGUGUCGGCGUGCUCACCAUCCACGGCUCCGAUGUCGGCUUCGACGGCAGCAAAAUCGGUCUGUGCGGCUUUGACAACCCACUGAGGGAUCCCAAGAUCGACGAGGUGAAGCGUUACAUCGGCGCGGGUGUAAAGGUGAAGAUGGACAACGAGGGUAACUUGAUGGUGAAGCGACUGGCCAAGUCCAACGUCUACGUCCGCUACGCCACUGGAGAGAACGCCGUCGGCUCCGACAUCCUGAAACUUCCACAGGCCGCGCUGGAGGCCAACAAGGGACUGGCGCUGUUCGACCUGAAGAAGUUCCACCAGAACGUGAACCGGGAGCUGAAGCGUCAGUACCCCGAUCGCACCCGGCUCGAGACUCAGUGCAUGACCUCCCUGGCCUUCGUCAAGAACGACGACGACCUGCUCAACUGCCCGUGCUGGGUGCUCAUCAUCAACAUUGUCGCCCUGGACAUGCUGAAGGGCAAGCUGAUGCCAACCUCGAUACCUCCUACGGUGGCCAACCCCGUCGUGCAGAACGGAGCCCGGAAUCGGAUCCCGAUUCCGGACGAGGAUCCGUACAGUCUGGCUGGAUCCGGAGGCGGAUCCGGCGGCAGCUCGGGAUCCUCUGGGAAACCGAGCCGGGAGCGGCCACCGAAGCUGCCACCGCGCGAUACGGACAGCAGGAACGGACGGCGGGAGGACUACACGGACGACACAGACGAUAUGGAACAACCUCCGAUGCAGAACGGUGGCGGCGUCAGCGGCCUGAGAGCCCGUCUUCAGUCGUCGCGCAGCAAGAACAAGAAGGAGAGGAAGAAGGGAGACGAGCUCUACUAUGGAGGUUUCCAGGCGCGCAUCCCGAACUUUGCCAAGUCAAAGCACCCGCGCGAGGACCCUCGCGACCCGCGUGCCUUCAUGCCGGCACCUCACGGGAUGCCGGUGCCCCAUCCGGCCAUGUGGCACACUCGGAGUUACGAGAGUGGCAUGGGACGCAUGCAGUAUGUGUCCAUGCCUAAUAUUCACCGGAUGUCUCAAUUACAAAACCCGAUGAAUUUCGUUCAGCCUAUGGCGCUCCAUCAGGCUGUGGACCGGGAGUGGGAGAUCUACUACCGUCACCAGCAGGGUCGGCCGCCCGUCAAAUAGGUGUCCUUAUCUCACACUCUGUGGCGCCCCAGGCCCGACAUGGACGGAAAGGUAGACUCUCCCUACGCGAGGAUGGCCGGCUGGAACCCCAUGCACGGCCGACUGCCGCCCUCGUUCCAGCAACGGCGCGCCAUGUACGUCUCCAACUGGCAGUGAGGGACAAUUGCGGCGCACAGCGGUGGCUAGACGGCGCGCCAGAACUGUCUGCGAUGCGUCUCGGUCCGCCGCGCAGCGCCGGAUGUGAUAGUCGGUGAUGGUCGCUGCCCUGCGACCUGUGAUCGUGAGCGAAGCUGCAUAAGGGGGCACGGUGAAUACGGACCACUGAUUAGGACUCCGGGGCUUGGCCCACGGUCGGGUGGUGAAGGCAGCGCUGGCAGGCUGCCGCUAGAUGGCAGGACCAGCAGCGGCAGCGUGAGUCCCAGCUCGCCACCGUGGGGCUGCAGCUUACGUUACCAGUGAACGACGCUUGUUCGCACUAUGUGACGCGUUUGUUAGGCUAAGUCUUCUGGAUUCGAUUUAUGCAUCAGUGCUGAGGGGAGUUAUUUCGCUCCCUUGCUGAGAGCGUGAUCAUGAUGGGUGAGAGUAUGUGAGUGCGAGUGAGUGUGGGUGAGCAAACUGCGUGAACUCUGUCUGGGUCUGUCAUGAUGUGAGCUUUUAUUUAGGUCGUGUGGGUACGUGUGAAGUCCGACGGGGAUGUAUCUAUUGACGUUGUUUGUAGUAGCGCCGGGGCGCAGAGAGGCAAAGUCGUGUGCAGCGGUCGCUGUGUCGACCCCGUGCGCUAUGCGUCGGUUCCGUAUUGAUAUUACCCGAGCUCUGUAAACGCUCUCCAUUGGUCGUGCUUUGACCCUUGGUGCGUCCUCUAAUCCCGUCCUAAGUAUGCUGUGUCCCAAGUGAAACAGCACGAAAACACGUUUCUGAGAGACUUAACGACAAGAUUCGUUAAAUAUUUGUACCAGGUGCCUUUGCCUGAAAUUGAGCGUGAUCAUGACAAUAUCCGUCCUUUCACUCUUCAUGUAUUUACGUCUGAUAAACGUACAUCGCCUUAUGGGAUACAUCACUAAUGGUUCCAGAGCCUUGUCACAACCAACUUAUUUGAAGAGGGAAGCUCAUUCGAAGUUGGAUGACAAGUUUAAACAUAAAUCCUGCCUUGUAUGCUCUCAGAUUUGGCUAGAUAGUUGGCGGGGAAUACUGCAAGUACUUGCUUGCCACUUGUUGCUCACCUGUGCCUUUUAUCAUCUCUGUGCUCGUAUCAAAAAUGUAUUAUCGGUGUUGCUAUAGGAAUGAGUGAAUAAAGAAACCGUCGGCCCA
Amphibalanus amphitrite is the source of this 3112-nucleotide messenger RNA. RefSeq lists its product as uncharacterized. The coding region runs from base 299 to 1804 and encodes 501 amino acids. The record is from RefSeq and is a predicted model, not a curated record. Gene Ontology annotation, biological process: regulation of DNA-templated transcription. Lineage: Eukaryota; Metazoa; Arthropoda; Thecostraca; Balanomorpha; Balanidae. The transcript has 12 exons. Gene Ontology annotation, molecular function: protein binding.